Onychomys torridus (southern grasshopper mouse) is the source of this 3231-nucleotide messenger RNA. It is a transcript of the gene Fam217b, whose product is annotated as family with sequence similarity 217 member B. The record is from RefSeq and is a predicted model, not a curated record. The coding region runs from base 1145 to 2290 and encodes 381 amino acids. The transcript has 4 exons. Lineage: Eukaryota; Metazoa; Chordata; Mammalia; Rodentia; Cricetidae.
CCAGGCGAUCUCCGAAGCCCGGGGCUUCGAUGGGCGGUGGGAAGUCGGGAACCAGGCACUGCAGCUUGAACUCCAGCUCCUGGCUGCUGCAGCACAGGUCCGAGUUGAUGGACAGGCGCGACAGCACGUGCAACGGCACGGAUGGGUCGUCCCCGGCGUUAAACACCUUGACCUGCGUCAGCUCCAGGCCCAACGCGUCAGCGAAGCGCACACGGAGCUGCCGGUUGCAGCCGGCUCGGCACGCAGCGCCAGAAGCUCCCGCAGCCUUGGCACGGCGCUCUGGGGAGCUGGGCAGCGAGCGCGCGCGCCGCUGGAUGAUGGGCUGCAGCUGAGGGUCGCAGCCCGGGGGUCUGCGGGGUCGCGGAUCCAGCUCUGAGAGGCAGCUGAGGCUCCGUGGCGCCGGUUUCCGUAAACCCGGGGUCGGGGGCAUCGGGGCAGAGCCAGGACCUCUUGACAUGGCCCAGCCGGGGGCCAGGGCGGGAGUCCUGGCUGCACACCCUCUGAGAGUCCUGAGGCGCCGCACCCUGCAGGGAAGCUGUGUGCUCGCGGCCUGGCUCGGGUCUCAGCGGCAGACGAUCUCUUAGGGCCGACCGCACUCUCCAGGCCGGCUUCCCCGGGCGAUGAGAUGAGCCUUGUGGGGUGGCGCCUGUGUCUCCCUGCUCUUACAGGCGUUUACGGGAAGGCCAGGGAGCCCCGCCGCCCGGAGACGGAGACUCAGCUGCCUGCAACUUCUCUUAGGCGCAACUUCCCGGCGCGCCCCCGGCGCGGGGCCCCGCCCCUCGUGACGCCGCCCGUGGGCGCGUCCCGCUAGCUUGCCCCGCCGCCCCGCGUCGCCCCAGGCUGCCUGCCGGAACCCCGCUGCCCGCGCCAGCCCCGUCGCCCGCACCCGCCCAGCCGCAGCGCGCAGCAGCCACCCCCGGGAUCCUCAUCACGUGCGCUCAGGCCGCGGAGCAGGUCUGCUGGGCUGCCUUGUUCCAGUGGCUCGAAGUCCUUUUCAAAGAUAAGAGGAAUAAAGAAGUCACCUCCCCAGUUGUCAUCAUCAGGCAGCAGAUUGAGCAAGACUGUUCUGAGCACUGCAGAGAAGACAACCCAUCUGCCCUCAGAUGAUGAGCAUCCCUGUGACCUGUUCAAGAAAAGGAAUAGGAUGAGUGACUGUCGUCAGAAAAGCAGUGUGAGUGCCGGCUCAUCUUGGAGUCAAGUACAAUAUUCAAAGACUUCUGCAGGGAAAAAGCAGGGUAGAUCCCACCUGGGAAGCAGCCUCCUUGGCAUCUCCCAGCCUGCAGCAGAUAAACUCAUGGAACCCAUUUCCACGGAGGGAAGACAGGAGCAGUGUGUGCUCAGCUCCAGGUAUCAGGCUGCCUCUGGAAGCAAGCUGUUCCUUGACUUUCGGUCCAUGAAAAUCAUUAAGGAGGGCGCUGACGAGGACAGUGCAAGUGACCUGUCAGACUCAGAAAGAGUUCCCAUUCCUCCUUCUCCAUUUACGCCUCCCGACCUCAACCUUCGAGCAGAAGAAAUAGACCCAGUUUCCUUCAAUCUUCACCCAGACCCGAGCCGGGCAGAACCUGAACACUGCUACCCUGACUUUCUUCCACCCCCUUUCAACUCCUGGGACCUCCAGGACAUGGCUGUGGUUCUAAACACAGAGUGCAGGAGUGAGGCCCUGCCUCGGGCCACAGGCUUCCUUGGGAAGUACAUAGACAGACUUCUUCAGCUGGAGUGGCUACAAGUCCAAACUGUGCAGUGUGAGAAGGCCCGAGCUGCCAAGGCAAGGCCCCAUGGGGCCUCUGGGGUGCUGAAAAGCCCUCGGCCGGGUAAGCUCCUCACCAGUGCGCUAUCCAAACCAUUACUAUCCCCAGAAGGGAUUCCAAAGCCAGGCCCUUCUCGAAAGAAAGGUUUUCACCAUGAAGAAGCCCACCCCUCUUACUAUGCAUUUGAGACUUCACCUAGAUCUGUAGAUGUGCCUGGUCGCCCCAGGCUGUGUUCUCAGAAGCAAGCCCCUGAAUUGAGAAUGGAAAAGAAGAAGAAACCAAGUAAGAGUCCCAAGCUUCACCUCCGUGCUCCACCCUGUGCAGAGGGCAACCCUGCAAUGGAAGCCAAUGGUAACAUCCGAAUUCCCAAGCAGUCCCCAGUGCUUCUGGACCCAGUGGACUCCUGUAGGACCUCCCGGACACAAGCACACUCAGACCUGAAGAAAAAGGGAAAUGCAAAUAACUGUGGUCUCCCCUCUUCAUCCAGUGAGAAAAAGCUCAAAACCGGUGGAGCAAAGCAAGGCACAUAUAAGUUGAAGUGACCACUGAGGUGAAGAGUCUCAAGGGGGGCUUGCCCCAAAGUGAUGGUGAAUUUGAAUCCAUUUGUGGUCACUGACUCAAGUAGCCAGAUGACUCUCCAGUCCUGUGUGUCCCCCCCCCCCCCCCCCGCGCCCCAACACUUAUUUUCAGAGGUCUCAGUAAGGCUCGGUAAGCUAUUCUUGGUAUCCGGUCUUAAGCACUUGAGGGACCAAUAGGUCAGAGUUAACUCAUGUGUCAAUGCACAGAGGAUUGGGACGGCAGUGCUGGUCAGCCAUUGUAGAACUGACCCGAGUGUCCUGUCUCUGGAGGUUGGGAACCAGUGUUUGUUGCUUUACGUGAGAGAAACCCUGGAGUUUCACAGAAGAAAGGCCCUGCCCGCUCACUGCCUCCUGGCUUUGCAUAAACCCUCAAGCAGAGUCUCUGCCUUGGGUCUUUGUCUCAUGUGCUGCCCACCCUCCUCCAAGCCUCAGGUCCGCUCCGCUUAGGAUCACAUGAGUUUCUAUUCUGAGUGUCGUUUAUCUGAGCCAGCUCCUUGCCGGAGGCAAAGGCAUCUAUCUUGUCUAUCUGGCGCACUUCACAGGCAUUUCAAGUCCAGGGGUCAUUCUGUAGCCGUUUCUGAGCUCUCUUACCUGAAAUAAAAACCACUGGUAGGUUUUCAGAGGGAAGGUCAGCAAGCCCAACCAUGGUUGCUGCUGGUGGUGAGGCAAGAAAGAAUCGCGUUGGCACCUUAGACCUUGGGGGAACCAAGAGCAAUAUGUGGGAAUCUCCAGUGUAAGUUGAUAAGUUACUGACUAGGGACCCAUAUCCUGUAGUUCUCCAUCAAAACUCAUAGUCUAUUUCCAUUUGUAGGAGCAGGGUUUUCUAAUCAUGCCUGGGAGGAAGCAGACACAUUUGCGAUUCUCUCUCUCUCUCUCUCUCUCUCCCUCCCUCCCUCCCUCCCUCC